CUCAUGUAGAAUAGUGCCUAUGUAGAUAAACACGGUCAUCUGUUCACUAAACAUGUCUUGUGACACCUUCUGAGUAAGCAUUUCUAUACACUGUACUUCGAAAAGUUUGAGCAACAUGAGUGAAGUCCGACGCUGUAAUUUGAAUGAUGAUGGUACAAACAGCUAGGCCAGUCAUGAACAUCCAUUCCACAUAGGCUUCUGCACAAGGCUCCACAAGACCGGAGAGAGAACACUUAAACGUACGGGGGGAGGGCAGGAAAAACAAGCACAGAAAAUUGUUCGAGUUAAACGAAGAACUCCAAGCUAUCAUCACUGAGCUGUUAUCUAAUUUAGACAAAUGCAUGGAAAAGAUUAUCCGUCAGUUUGUGACUUGCGGUGUUUCGCUUCGUAAAGGUUGCUAGCGUUCAUCCGGUAAAAAUAAAAGUGCUCGGUCUGGGUAGCUCCAAUUUGUGUUACUGUACAGCUAGUACAGAACUGUUAUGAUGUGUCAAUAAGUUUAAAGGUGGACGGAGGCUGUAAUGAGAAGGCCCUGGUGUUUGAGCUUGGUUACAGAGGUCAUCAUCAUCGCAUGACAAAGCCUGAGUGACAGAUUCAUCCUCAUCUUUCAAAUACAGUGUUACCAUAUUCUGUGACUAAUUUCUCUUCUUUGAAGGGCCACCAGCAUGAAAGGUGGAGGCCGCGGGAAGGAGCCACCUGUGGAGGGGGAGGUCAGCGGCAAACGGCCCAAGCGCAAGUGUCUGCAGUGGCAUCCUCUUCUCUCUAAGAAAGCCUUGGAUUUCUCUGAGGAGGAAGAGGAGGAGGAUGAGGAGGAAUUGGAUAAAGGGACCGUGCUGUGUGCACAAAGUGGAGGACCGGAGGUGGUGUGUGGGGCUGUGGAGGAGGGUGAGGAGGACACGUCUGAACAGCGCGCCCGUCGGCCCAUGAAUGCUUUCUUACUUUUCUGCAAGCGCCACCGCUCUCUAGUUCGUCAGGAGCACCCCCGUCUGGACAACCGUGGGGCCACAAAAAUCCUAGCAGAUUGGUGGGCAGUGCUGGAGCCCAAGGAGAAGCAAAAAUACACAGAUAUGGCAAAAGAGUAUAAAGAUGCUUUUAUGAAGGCGAACCCUGGGUAUAAAUGGUGUCCAACUACCAACAAGCCUGUCAAGAGUUCCUCUCAAACAGUUGGCAAUGCCCGCAAAAAAGUCUGGUCUUUCCCCACCAACCCCACGAAGGACCCUCCUGUUGCCAAAAAAGUGCCCAAGACUGACAACAAGCCACAGCUUAACUUUGCCAUGGCAGAUCCUACUAAAAUGGGGGGACUAAGUAUGCUGCUGUUGGCUGGCGAGCAUGCCCUGACUGCCAGAGAGCUGUCGUCUAACACGUCCCCCACUGUUGACACAAAUGCUACAAAACACAAUGGAAAAUCUGCCCUCUUUCAGCUUGCUGAGAUAUCCUCCAACACUCAUCGAUCUCCUGCGGAAUGUAAACAGGAAGAGAAGAGUCCACUGGGAAGUCUCACUGAGUCCUCUGGAAGUUCAGUGCCUGGUCCACCAGUCUCACCCAAAAACUAUGCCAUGUCCCCUUUAUUUCAGCUAGCAGAGAUUUCCUCCAGUACCUCCAAGCCCUCUGUUCUUGAUGGGAAACAGUGCGGACAGUCAGCUCUCUUCCAGCUUGCUGAGAUGUGCUUGGCUUCUGAGGCGGAGAAAAGAGAGGCCUUGUCUUCCCAGCCUGCAGGUGACCCGGCUCCUGUUUUCUCUGAGAACAGUUCCACAAACAUGGAUCCCAUGGAUCAAAGAAACUCUCCAGACCUUCCUCGAACCACACCUUCCCUUUCCUCCUCUGCCUCAUCUUCCUCCUCUGCCUCCUCCACCCCGACUGACAAAACACCACCACUGCUCAGCCAGCCGAAGAAUGUGAAAAAGAAAAAGAAGGACUGCAAAGAAACUCUCAAGGCUGAUAAGACUCAAGGUUCUGUGAAAAAAGCCCCCAAGAAGCGGCAGUCCUCUGAGUCUGACCUGGACAGUGUCAUUGAAGCUGUGGCUAAAGGGACCUGGGGUACGGAGGAGACGCCCACGAAGAAACCCUGCAUCCCAAACAGUGACAAAAGCACUCCCCCUGGGCUACAACAUUCACCAAAAAAGAAGAUGAAGCCUAAAGUGAAGAAACCACUCAAAGCAAAAGAAGAGGCCGUGGAGGAGGACGUACAAACAGAAGAGAAAGAGAAGGAAGAGGAGAAGGAAUCGAAAGGGGGUGAUGGCGAGCCACAAGAUCUUCCUGUGGUGAAGGAAGAGCUGCCAAUCUCCCCUAAGAGGGAAGUUGAGGCCCCUAGCAUGAAAACAGACUCCACUCUUCUGGGAAAGGAGGACAUGGAUUCCCACAGCCCACUGGAGGCCCUGGUCAAAUCUGAGGAGAGAGACACCGAGGCCAAGUCUGAAAGCUGUGGCUCCAGGAAGUCAGAGAGAAGCUGCAAGGGGGCCCUGUACAAAACGCUGGUGUCAGAGGGGAUGCUAACAUCACUGAGAGCAAAUGUGGACAGAGGAAAGAGAGGCUCUGUCCGAGGGAGUGUGUCUGAUCAGGAAGGAGCUUGGACGGAGGAGGCCUGGGCAUUUCCUCAGACCGGUGCAAGCAACCCCAAGAAGUUAAAAAAGUCUAAAUCUAAAGAUGAGACUGCACCAGGUUUAGGAAAGCUUGAAGAGGAGUUUGAGAAGAAGUUCAACAGCUUGCCACAGUACAGCCCUUUGACAUUUGACAAAAAGAACACCUCCGUCACCAAGAAGAAAAAAACAUUUCCCCCCACGAUCAGUGAUCAAGCCAAGCCUAAUAAGGGUUCAUCUGCAUCUCAGAAAAAAACUUUAUUCCACAAGAUCGUUAGCAAGUACAAGCACAAAAAGGAGAGGCCCAAUACCUUGGAUAAAGCCAUAACUAUGAGCGAGUCCCCUGUGCCCGAGGCCAUGCAGAAGGACAAGCCAUGUGGCCAGGUGUCCCUGGAGGCCCAGCGGGCUGCAGAGAUGCUGGUGGGCAGUCAGAAGAGGAAGGCCAGGAAGAAUAAGAUCACCCACCUGGUGCGCACCGCUGAUGGCAGGCUGUCCCCAGCAGAGGAAGACAAAGCCAAGGAGUUGUCCCAGGACAAGGAGGAAAAGCCAUUAACCGAAGAGUCUUUAUGCAAUGAAGAGGGGUGCUUCACUGAGGCAGACCAGAGGGAUGCACCUGAAGGCCUUCCAGCCUUCUUCAGCCUAGCUGCCCUCGCUGAAGUAGCAGCCAUGGAGAACGUGCACAGAGGUCAGCGUGCUGUCAGUUUGCCCAGUGAGAGCCAAGCAAAGGACAUGGCUGCCCAAACCCCUGUGCUGAUCUCCUGUGCUGACCAGUGAGGGCUCUCUUGGCUGGCCCCCUCUGAACAGACAAACAUGGUGCGUUAACCCCACAAACUCUCGACCUCGUGCUGGGAUGGGACAGAGGCACACUGGGGAGAUGUGCUCUGAAGUGGCCUCCAGGGGCUGCUCUAGUCUGGGAGUGAAAGAGCAUGGAGAGGAGGGUGCCUUUCACCUGGGAGCUUCCCAGAUGCAGCCCACACUUGCAGCCUAUGGAGGAGCUAGGUUGGCCCUAGAGUGCGGCCUCCUCACCUGGUGGCUGGGACGGGUUAGCAGACGUUGUUGCACAAAAAUGGCUGCCAUUUUAAGGUCAAGUUUUGCAUUUUAAAAGUGCAUUCGGGGGAGGGGGUAUCUUGGUCAGGUUUUUUUGUUUGUUUUUUGGUUUUGUUUUGCUGCUUUGUUUCACAGAUGUUUCUUCCACGUAGCAGAGCUCUCUGUACGGGCGAAUGAAAUCUUGUGGCUUCCUGCAGUCCUUCCUACUCUAGACCAAAUUCACACAGCCAGUAGCCUGCACAAAUGCUUGAACAGCCACCAUACCUCUUGUCUCUCUUUCUGAAUAAUAGCAGGUUAGCUUUUUAUUCUAGUUUCUCAGAUCCCUCAAGGUUACCUUAAAAAGAAUGAGUGAGUGGGUUAUGCCUGGGAAAUAGGUAUUUGCCAAGAUAAUGCAGUAGGUCUUACAUGAUCACUAAGUAGUUGUCGGUGUACAUUUUCACUCAGUGAUGGGAAGUCUCUUAAUUUAGGCAACCCAUAUUGGUUUGGUUAGGUAGGUUGGGAACUGAUGGUAAAUGGUUGGUGAGAAAUAACGGUUUUAUUUCUCAACAUACCCACUGCAUGUUUGCUGUUGCUGAGGGCUUGAACAAAAGUUCCUUAAAGGAAAGGUUCACUCUAAUCCACUUGAAAAUGCUCAAAACUUUCAUUUGAAAAAUGAGUCAGUUUAGUUGUGGUGCCAUUUUAUUGUUCCAUGGUAUCUGUUAUGUCUUAAGGCAUCAGUCUCCAAAAGCUUCUGUUUCUAUUCACUGGUUUAAAUCAUCACUUACAAAACCUGGGGUGUAAAUGAAGAUAGCAAAACAUGCUACAUUUUCAUGUAUGCACUGCAACUUCAAGACAUUUUGGACCCACAGUAUCUACAGUUGUAUGCUUAAGUUUGGCCACCUCGGAGCAAAAAAAUGUAUUUUGUUGAUUUUUUUUGGUCAUGAAACAUAAAUAUAUAACCACAGCAAAAUAUCUUAAAAAUAUACAACAUAAGAAAAAACAAUUAAAACAGAGGAUUGCUUCAUAUUUGGCUGCACUUACUUUUUAUUUAAUGAAAUUAGAAAUUGAAAGAAAUCAAUUUAUAGUGAAUAUGUGAAAAGAUUUUUGUUUAAAACAUGCAAAAAUGACCUAGAAAUGGCAGAAUGUGAGGAAACAAGCAUUUUGACGUUAUGUCAAAUGACAAUUUCAGAAGAUAAUGAAUUCUCUGACUCAACAAAUAUGGUAUUCAACAUUUCAACAACAUUCAACAAAAAUAGGCUUCUCUUGACUGGGGAUCUGGGAUAAAUCUAGAGUAACUGAUUGCUUUCAGAUUGUAAUUUGAGUGUUAUUAAGUAAUAGUUGUUAAGGGUAAAUGUGAAAGUCAAGACGAGAUUAACAUACUCAGAAAGGCCAACCAAACAUAUUUUAUUUCUGGGUGAAAAUUAGGCUGAGGCGGUAGGGGUGGGGGACAAAAUGCUUAUGAGAACACCUUCAAAGAUGACUGUUAAAAUCAUGUAAACGUUGGCUUUGAUACACUCUUUAAUAGGCCUACACUCCUCAGUACUUUAUUGGCUGCUCUCGUCUUGACUCCUCUUUCACACUCUGAUUAAAAAAAUGAACCGAAUCAGUAACACAAUUUUUUUUUUCCCCAUAUUACAAGAACUAGCGAUGUUUUGCCUGUUAUCAUGAAUCUCCUCCUCACAAACUCCUAAACAUAACUCUCUUAAAAUAAUGUGAUAUAUAAGACAUAU
Alosa sapidissima (American shad) is the source of this 5329-nucleotide messenger RNA. Its product is annotated as HMG box transcription factor BBX. The transcript has 17 exons. The coding region runs from base 663 to 3347 and encodes 894 amino acids. Lineage: Eukaryota; Metazoa; Chordata; Actinopteri; Clupeiformes; Clupeidae. Gene Ontology annotation, molecular function: RNA polymerase II transcription regulatory region sequence-specific DNA binding; DNA-binding transcription factor activity, RNA polymerase II-specific. Gene Ontology annotation, biological process: regulation of transcription by RNA polymerase II. The record is from RefSeq and is a predicted model, not a curated record. Gene Ontology annotation, cellular component: nucleus.